Molecule: messenger RNA, 1344 nt
Organism: Drosophila serrata
Lineage: Eukaryota; Metazoa; Arthropoda; Insecta; Diptera; Drosophilidae
Source: RefSeq, a predicted model, not a curated record
CAAGUGUGCCCUGGAAUAUAUUUCGAUUAACAGGAGCUUAUAUCUUGGAUUUCACUUUGUGCCUGCGAAAAACCCAAGGAAAAUCAGCAAAGAAAAACAACGUUUGGUUUUUGCAUUUUGGAAACCUGCAAGAUCCGCUCUCUCCGUCAUAACAUUAAUAUUGGUAGAAAAGAAGAGAAAACCAAAACUGCAAGAGAAAAAUUCUUGGCAGUAAAUCAUUUAAAAUCGAAUCACAAUUGCCUGGUGGUCUAAGAUCCAAGUGUGCCCUGGAAAACAUUUCGUUGAAUAGGAGUUAAAACUUUUGAUUUCACUUGUGCACAUCAAUAUAUUUUGGUACAGUAAAAUGCCCAAUAAUUCCACAAUGCAAAAGCCAAAAGGCCGUGGCAUGGACACAGGCGUCGCCAGGCGCUUCACCUUUCGACCCCCCAUUCCACUGUCGAUGGGGGGCAGUUCGGGAAAUGAGGCAUGCCUCAAUUUGGACGACAAGGCACGGCGCUUCAUCUUUCGGCCGCCCAUUCCACUGGAUUUGGAUGGCAGCCGUGGAAUGGAUGUGGCCGGCAGGGGUGAGGGCCCGGAAAGGGUCUACGAAACAGAGACCGACAGGAUAAUCGCGGAGAUCGAGAGGAUAUCGGGGGCAAAGGUAACGCCACUACGUCUGACCCCAAAGAAGUCCGAUGGAAUAGUCUCUACAUCCGGGCAGUCCACCUCGUCGCCGAAGGCUGUGGGCAGACCCAAGAAGCGUUCGCAGCCAAAGAGCUCCAAGGAUACAUCGCCGGCUGUGUCCAAGUCCAAGGAGCCGCGACUUCAUCGCAAGAAGUCGAAAGAAAAUGGCACCAACUCUAACCAACGUGGAAAUGAGGCCUCAACCAAUCCCGAAUCCGAAUCUUCGGUCACACCCACUAAGGGAAGCAAAGAGGACCACGUGAAGCCCAAGAAGAAGUAGAGUCUUUCUCAGUGAAUGAUAUCAUAUACCAUUGUCAUAGUCAUAAUCACAUUCUAUAAGCUAAGCUUAUUAAAUCGAUUUCAUUUCCAUUUCUCACUGCUGCCGCCGUCGUCGUCGCCACAUCCCAAGGGGGAUGUGAAUGGUUGCUGCAUUAGCACAAAGGCAGCAGCAACAACAACACGACGAAGAACACAGACAACAGUUGCUGCUAAAAUAAUUCAACCAGGACUCAGACACUCGGCGGUUGAAGGAAGACCGCGGGACACCAAGAGGACAACUUUCAUAUGCACAGACAACAAGCGGCAAGCGGCAAGCGGCAAGUGGCAAGCGGCAAGCGGCAACAUGAACAACAGCGACGACGACGACAGAAAUCCACCUACAAAUAUAUACAUACAUAUGUA